AUGCUCGCACAAGCCCAAUGGGUUGUAUUCCUCGUGCUGGCCAUGCUUCUUGCAGUCUGUCAUGCGCUGCCGACCCAGUUUGUCGAGGAGACGUCGAUCCAGAAGCGUUUCUCCACUGGCACCCACCGCAUCAAGUUUAUCAUCUACACGCUCGGCAUCGUUGCCCAAUGGGAUCUCACUGCUUCCAACCCGCCUACGAUUGAUGGUCCGGCCAAUCCGGUGAUUGUAGAUCACCACGUCGAUCCUUACGGCACACACUGGGUCGCGUGGAGUCUCAACGGCGUGAGCGGCCAGACAACGCUCGACAUGACGAUCGGAAUCGCUUUUGCAGUCGGACCAGGCUCGCGUCAGAGUGCAUACAGCUAUAAUAUCUGGGACAAGAGUACAUAUACGUACGGCGCAGGCGACCCGAUCCCGUUUGGUAACGAUGGCAAAGAUUUGACUCUGCUCGUCGAUGGCGUCGAUACAACUUACUGGCUCUACAACCAUGUGUAG
Molecule: messenger RNA, 495 nt
Organism: Mixia osmundae IAM 14324
Lineage: Eukaryota; Fungi; Basidiomycota; Mixiomycetes; Mixiales; Mixiaceae
Exons: 4
Coding region: 1-495 (164 amino acids)
Source: RefSeq, a predicted model, not a curated record